Molecule: messenger RNA, 1753 nt
Organism: Polistes canadensis
Lineage: Eukaryota; Metazoa; Arthropoda; Insecta; Hymenoptera; Vespidae
Product: cysteine-rich hydrophobic domain-containing protein 2
Exons: 4
Coding region: 314-811 (165 amino acids)
Source: RefSeq, a predicted model, not a curated record
UUAGUCAGAAAAUCAGGAAGAGAAUCAGCAAGAGAACAGCUGAAGGCUUCGCUACUCGUAUAAUCCUUGUCAUUUAGUAGUAAAGAGACGAUGAUUUCGAAAGCAACGGAGAAAAAACAUGCGAAAGAGAAAGUUUCGAGUGGGAUUUAAAGAGGAAGAAAAUAAAAGUAUACGUGCAAUCCUGAAUAAAGCCUACCUUGUUGCCUUGUUGCCUCUAAAAGAAUAGUCAAGGUUUAGUUGCUACGUGAUAUCGUUGUAUAUUCGUAUACGUUGCCUUUUCGAGCGGGAAGAAUCGAAUUUGUUAAUUGUUGCUAUGGCGGACUUUGAUGCCAUUUACGAGGAAGAAGAGGAAAAUGAACAAAAUUUGGAGGAGCAUUACGUGACGAUGGUGCCUGAUCCUAUAAUUAUUCGUGGGGCUGGAAAUAUGACUGUUUUUGGACUUAGCAAUCGUUUCGAAUCCGAGUUUCCCAGCGGCCUGGUAUCCAGAGUAGCUCCGGAAGAAUUCAAGGCAACCGUUAUGAGAAUAAAUAGCGUCUUGAAAAAAACUUUACCAGUUAACGUUAAAUGGUUAUUCUGUGGUUGCGUUUGUUGCUGCUGUACAUUGGGAUGCUCUUUGUGGCCAGUUAUUUGCCUAAGUAAAAGGACACAGCAUUUGCUUAAUAAAUUGUUAGAAUGGGAGAAUGGUAGACUGUAUCAUAAACUCGGGUUACAUUGGCGACUAACUAAACAAAGAUGUGAUAGCUCCUCUAUGAUGGAAUACGUACUUUUAAUCGAAUUUAUUCCAAAAAUACCGAUAUAUAGACCAGAUUAAAAUAAUGUCUUGUACAAUCGACGAAAUAGGAAAUAUAACAGGCACUUGAUUAGCCAGAUCGUUAAUUUCCAAUUAUAUCGAAUGGAUAAAAGGCACUAGGUAUUGCCGCAAUGCCAUAGAUAUUUGGUGGAACGCAUAUUUUUGUAAAUAUUAUGCGUAGGAAUACACAGUACAAUAAUAAGAUAGGUAUAUGGGCAAUAGCAGUUAGUUCUCAAUUCACGCCAAUGUUGCAUUAUAUGAUAAUGCAAUCUACACAAGUUACAUUUUGAUUGUAUAAACUCGAUUCCUCCUUUUCGAGUUAUUGUCGAAAAAUAUCGCGAGGAAGAAUGGCGUAAAUUCGAGGUCCAUCUGCGUAUGUUAUAUUACCCCAUUGAUUUAAGAUACCUUAGAACGAUUGAAAUACGAGCCAUUUACACUCUCAUCUUUCAUAAUAAAAUGAAAGAAUCUUGUUGUUGAUAUGUAUUAUUGACGAAUCGAGAAGGGAUAAGAAGGUAUUUUAUCGUUUACGGAGAAAAAUGUUAACGGAUACUCUUCUGAAAAAAAAACACUAUCCGCAGCGCUUAGCGCAUAGAAGCACUAUUAUUUCUUAUUUUUCGUUUACUUUUAUCUAUGUAACUAAUAUUUAAUAAUACAAUCUAUUGGCUAAUUAGUAUUUCAAUUCUCAGGUAAGAAAUUAAUCUCGAUCAGUACAACGAACAUAUUCAAUUGUAGAAAGUAAUGUAAAAAGUGAAAAUGACUCUAGGACAAUUUUGUAUAGUUCGCAAAAUAUAUCGGAUAUACGUCAUGUGUUGUUUUGUAUAUAUUUGUUUAUACGUAUAGAUUUAUUUUAUGUAUAAGUUGAUUUCUUACCACAGUGAUAUUAGAAAUAACGCUAUGUAUGUACAGCUCGUGUACAGCUCGUGUACAGCUUACGAAUUCAUUUUAAAUACAAUUUUAACCAAA